Messenger RNA from Sarcophilus harrisii (Tasmanian devil), 1237 nucleotides. RefSeq names its product chromosome 6 C11orf58 homolog (gene C6H11orf58). Lineage: Eukaryota; Metazoa; Chordata; Mammalia; Dasyuromorphia; Dasyuridae. The transcript has 5 exons. Bases 144 to 698 code for a protein of 184 amino acids. The record is from RefSeq and is a predicted model, not a curated record.
GACGCUCGCUGAGGAGGCCCGGUUCACCCCCCGAUCCUGAGCGGCCCUGAGCUGGGGCUACGGAAGCGGGCUGUGAGUCCCGGCGGCAGAGGAGGAAAGCAGUGGGCGGCCUCGGCGCUCCCCUUGACGGGGUCGGCGGGAGGAUGAGUGCAGCCCGAGAAUCCCACCCGCACGGGGUGAAGCGCUCAGCCUCCCCUGACGACGAUAUUGGUUCUAGCAACUGGGAGGCAGCUGACCUGGGCAAUGAAGAGAGAAAACAAAAGUUCUUAAGACUAAUGGGAGCUGGAAAGAAAGAACACACUGGCCGUCUUGUUAUAGGAGAUCAUAGAUCAACAUCUCACUUCAGAACAGGGGAAGAAGAUAAGAAAAUGAAUGAAGAACUGGAGUCACAGUAUCAACAGAGUAUGGACAGUAAAUUAUCAGGGCGAUAUCGGCGACAUUGUGGACUUGGCUUCAGUGAGUUAGAGGAUCCUGAUGGGGAAGGUGACGCUGCUGGAAAUGAUGAUGAUGAUGAUGAUGAUGAUUCACCUGACCCUGAAAGUCCAGAGGACUCUGAAAGCGAUUCAGAGUCUGAGAAAGAGGAAUCUGCUGAAGAACUACAAACUGCUGAACAGCCAGAGGAAGUGGAAGACCCCAAAGCUAAGAAGGAUGCAAAGAGCAAUUACAAAAUGAUGUUUGUUAAAUCCAGUGGUUCAUAACUCCGAAUGUGUGAUUAGUCUUUGUAUUCAAAGUAAGCCUUAUUGUUAUAAUGCACAGUGGAGGACUGCUUCUAUAGCACAGACCUUUGUAUUAUAAUUUUAAAAAAGGCCCUUCUUUUAAAUAAUUACAAAGAGUGUUUGCUUUCAGAUGCCAUGAAUUACAAUUUUAUGGGCAUGAUUAUAUCCAUUUUUGUAAAAUAUAAGAGUUGCAUUGUACAAAAGACAAAUAAAUAUGAUUCCCAGCUUCCUUUCACAUUAUCAUCAUCUACCCUCUAACUACUCUUUCCCUCUUCCUCCCCCCACUUUUUUUAGUUCCUUCUAAUGAAAUUAUGUGGUUCCCCAUUGUUGAAACUUCUUAGGAUUAUUUUGUGGGUGUUUCUGUUUUUGAUAGCUGUAUUUUUUUUUUAAUUUUAUUUUAUUUAUUUAUUUAUUUUUUUUGGUCCCUGAUGUUUUCCUCCUACAAAGUUCAUUUGAUAAUGUGAUGGUGCAUUUAUGAGAAAAAUACCUCUUUAAUUAUAAUUCUUUGAUGUAGAACUGUU